Morone saxatilis (striped sea-bass) is the source of this 921-nucleotide messenger RNA. RefSeq names its product mediator complex subunit 29 (gene med29). Gene Ontology annotation, biological process: regulation of transcription by RNA polymerase II. NCBI's taxonomy places the organism in Eukaryota, Metazoa, Chordata, Actinopteri, Moronidae. The record is from RefSeq and is a predicted model, not a curated record. Gene Ontology annotation, molecular function: transcription factor binding; transcription coregulator activity. Gene Ontology annotation, cellular component: mediator complex. The transcript is spliced from 4 exons. Bases 45 to 584 code for a protein of 179 amino acids.
GAUGUUUCACACUUCUUCCGGCUUGUGCGUCGUAGCCGGCCAAGAUGGCGUCUCAACAGCAGCAGCCCGGUGGGCCGAUGUCUCAGCCCGGAUUACAGCAGUCUGCUUCACUACAACAACAACAACAACAACAACAACUGAGCCAACAGCAAGACUUUGAUCCAGUUCAUAGGUUUAAAAUGCUUAUUCCACAGCUGAAGGAGAGUCUGCAGAACUUAAUGAAGAUUGCAUCCCUGAAUUUGGCCCAUAACACCACAAUUGACAACGGCAUCAAAAGCAGCGACACCUCUGUGCAGCGCUUUGACAAAAGCCUAGAAGAAUUUUAUGCUCUCUGCGAUCAGCUGGAGCUGUGUUUGCGCCUGGCAUACGAGUGCCUCUCCCAGAGCAUUGACAGCGCCAAACAUUCACCCAACCUGGUCCCAACAGCCACCAAGCCAGACACAGUGCAGACGGAGUCCAUGUCUUAUGCCCAGUACCUCGGCAUGAUCAAGUCUCAGAUUUCCUGCGCCAAAGAUAUCCACAACGCUUUGCUGGAGUGUUCCAAGAAGAUUGCAGGAAAGGGACAGCCUCAGGGAAUCAUGUAGACCUGGACCUGACUACCCCAACUCUUUUUGCAUCCGAUGGCAUUUUUGUGCGAGAUGAUGGAUUUCAUAUUUGGCACUGCCCCAUAUUCAGAACUUAGUUUUUGCGCUACAUUGGUCAAGAUGCUGUUUUAUUUCUCAAGAUCCUGUAUAUUUGUUUUUUCUGUUUUUUUUUUUUUUAAGUUAUGUUUCUUAUAAACACGCUGUGUAAAUAUUUCUGACAAUAAGUCCUGUUGUAAGAUGACCAGCAGGUGGUGGCAGAGUUGUAACUGCCAACUCAAUAUUCACAAGUCUUUUUGUAGCUUAUUUGUAUUGAAAAUUAAAACCUUUCUACUGAUUA